Messenger RNA from Nannospalax galili (Upper Galilee mountains blind mole rat), 1092 nucleotides. It is a transcript of the gene Rab5if, whose product is annotated as RAB5 interacting factor. The transcript has 4 exons. Gene Ontology annotation, biological process: mitochondrial respirasome assembly. Lineage: Eukaryota; Metazoa; Chordata; Mammalia; Rodentia; Spalacidae. Bases 225 to 614 code for a protein of 129 amino acids. The record is from RefSeq and is a predicted model, not a curated record.
UACGUGCGCACGUCAGCACAGGACGCUGUCCCUCCCUCCGGGAGCCUGCUCCUUAGAGCUCGCGGAGCCGGGUGGCUUGGCGGACGGCAAAGAAGCGCGGCGUGCUGCAGGACCCACGCUGAGGCUGCCGCCGCUCCACGCGCUGUGACCCGCGAACCCAGCCCCCGACUCCCUUCGGCUCGGCCCGCGCGCCCUAGACCCGGCACGGGCGGCGCGACGGGAGGAUGAGCGGCGGGCGGCGGAAGGAGGAGCCGUCGCAGCCGCAGCUGGCCAACGGGGCCCUCAAAGUGUCUGUGUGGAGCAAGGUGCUGCGGAGCGACGCGGCCUGGGAAGACAAGGAUGAAUUUUUAGAUGUGAUCUACUGGUUCCGACAGAUCAUCGCUGUGAUCUUGGGUAUCAUUUGGGGUAUUCUGCCCCUGAGAGGUUUCUUGGGAAUAGCAGGAUUCUGCCUGAUCAACGCAGGAGUCCUGUACCUCUACUUCAGCAACUACCUACAGAUCGAUGAGGAGGAAUAUGGUGGCACAUGGGAGCUUACCAAAGAAGGAUUUAUGACAUCUUUUGCCUUGUUCAUGGUCAUUUGGAUCAUCUUCUACACUGCCAUCCACUAUGACUGAUGGUGUCCGGCUUCCACCUGCUUCCUGUCCAGUCCAAAGGACCCUUUUAAUUAUAGCACAGAAACAUGCUUGUUGGAACACCGCUGCCAUGUGGAACCUAGAAGAACCAUGUUUCCUGGACUGAGAAUCAGCGUUUUCUGCAAGGGUUGUGAUUGAAACUUUUCAAAGAACCAUCACCUUUGGGGAGGAAUUUCUGAAUUUGUCCAUUACCAACCAUUUUUUCUUGGAUACCAUCAUGUGACAGCUAUUUGCCAACUGGAGCUGCUGUUUAAUCUGAUGCACCUCUGGAUCCGGAUGAAACAUUGCCUUCCUUGGUUAUCCAUCAGGUGUACAGUUUUUUUAAACUAUCAGUGGCAUUUCAAGUCUUCUGAAAACAGCAUGUGCGUGGUCCAUAGCACAGUACAAGCAGCCAUCCAAUUAACAGUUUCCAUUGUAGAAUGUUUUCAGAUACUUGAAUAAAUAAGUCUUUAACUGAAAA